AUGAAGAGCACGACCUUGUUCUCUCUCUUUUUACUCUCUGCCUUCGCCACAUACCUUCCAUCAACCACCGUUGGUUUUGUGUUGGACACGGAUGGAAAUCCUGUUCGAAAUGGUGGCAUAUAUCAUAUAAUACCUGUUAUAAUAACUGGAAACGGGGGUGGACCAGAAUUUGCCGCAACAGGAAACGAAACUUGCCCUUUAACUGUUGCCCAAAAUCCCUCUCCCUUCUCUAACGGCCAACCAGUACAAAUUUCAUCCCUAGUUAAACUCCUUUAUGUCUCAGAAGGCCUUAAUUUGUACCUUCGCUUCACUUUCGUACUCCCGUGUGCUCCCACUCCUUCAAUCUGGACUGUUGUGAAGGGUUUAGGAAAGAGACACCCGGUUAAACUUACUGGGUACGACAACACUAUACCCGGUUGGUUUCGAAUUGAGAAGGUUCCGGUUGAGAUCGGGGGCUACAACCUCUUGUUCUGUCCUAAUCGUGGCGGAUGUGGCUACGUCGGAAUUGAUAACAAGAGGCGAUUCGUGGUGACUAAGACUGAGGAGAGUCGCUUAUGGAUUCGGUUUAAGAGACUUUCACAAGCAUCAACUGCAACCGCAACUGCAACUGCAUGA
Sphenostylis stenocarpa is the source of this 615-nucleotide messenger RNA. NCBI's taxonomy places the organism in Eukaryota, Viridiplantae, Streptophyta, Magnoliopsida, Fabales, Fabaceae. The record is from the annotation of a GenBank genome assembly.